GAGACGGUGGCCUUUUGAGCAUUUCGAGGCCCUUCUGCCUGUGGGUGUGAAUGAAGCAGAUGAAGGUGCUGUGCUGGUGCCUCUGAAGGCACGUUCUCGAGAUGCAGAAAUGAUUCCUCAACUUAACGUCGCCUGAGAAAACGACCCAGAGCAGGUGGAGGAAGAACAAAAUGGCUGCUUCUCAGGAUAUGUUGACCUUCAGGGAUGUGUUCAUAGAAUUCUCUCAGGAGGAGUGGGAGUGCCUGGACCCAGCUCAGCGAAAACUGUACAUGGAUGUGAUGUUGGAGAGCUAUAGGAACCUGGUCUCCCUGGGACGUUUAGUCUUUAAACAAGACGUGGUCACCUUUUUAGAGGAAAUGAAGAAGCCCUGGAAUUUGAAGAGAAAAAAGACAAUAUCCAUCCACCCAGCUGUAUCUUCUCAAGAAACCCAAGAUUUGUUGCCACAGCCAGGUAUAGAAGAGUCAUUCCACAAAAUGCUCCUGAGUACAUAUAAUGGAGAGUUAAGUUUUCAGUGCCCUGAAUCUUGGGAAAACGUUAACCACAGGUCAAAUCCUGAUAACCAUCAUAGAACUCAGCUUCCACAGAACCAUUAUAAAUGCCAGACAGUCUUUAAUGAAAGCUCAAAUAUUAUAUAUCAGAAUGUUGAAACUGUAGAGAUGACAGACAAAUGCAGUGAACCGACCAAAUCUUUGAACCGAACUUUAAAUCUUCAGAAUAGUCAUACUGGGGAAGAACCUUAUAAAUAUAAUAAGUGUGGAAGAGUCUUGAGUCAAUUAUCCAACCGACAUACCCAUAAGAGAAUUCAUACUGGUGAGAAACCUUACAAGUGUAUGGAGUGUGGUAAAGCCUUUAGCCUGUAUUCAAGUGUUACUUCACAUCAGAGAAUUCAAACUGGAGAGAAGGCUUACGAAUGUAGAGAAUGUUCCAAAGCCUUUAAGUGGUACAGAAGUGUUACUGAACAUCAGAGAAUUCAUACUGGAGAGAAUCCUUACAAAUGUAGAGAAUGUGGCAAAGCCUUUAAGCAGCAUUCCCAUCUUAUUCGACAUCAGAGAAUUCAUACUGGAAAGAAGCCUUACAAAUUUAGAGAACGUGCCAAAGCCUUUAAGUGGCAUUCAUAUCUUUCUCAACAUCAGAGAAUUCAUACUGGAGAGAAGCCUUACAAAUGUAGAGAAUGUGGCAAAGCCUUUAAGUGGCAUUCACAUCUUUCUCAACAUCAGAGAAUUCAUACUGGAGAGAAGCCUUACAAAUGUAGAGAAUGUGGCAAAGCCUUUAAGUGGCAUUCAUAUCUUUCUCAACAUCAGAGAAUUCAUACUGGAGAGAAGCCUUACAAAUGUAGAGAAUGUGGCAAAGCCUUUAAGCGGCAUUCCAAUCUUACUCGACAUCAGAGAAUUCAUACUGGAGAGAAGCCUUACAAAUGUAGAGAAUGUGGCAAAGCCUUUAGGCAGCAUUCCCAUCUUAUUCGACAUCAGGGAAUUCAUACUGGAGAGAAGCCUUACAGGUGCAUGGAGUGUGGUAAAGCCUAUAAUCGGCAUUCAUAUCUUACUGUACAUCAGAGAAUUCAUACUGGAGAGAAGCCUUACAAAUGUAGAGAAUGUGGCAAAGCCUAUAGUCGGCAUUCAUAUCUUACUGUACAUCAGAGAAUUCAUACUGGAGAGAAGCCUUACAAAUGUAGAGAAUGUGGCAAAGCCUUUAAGUGGUAUUCAUAUCUUUCUCAACAUCAGAGAAUUCAUACUGGAGAGAAGCCUUACAAAUGUAGAGAAUGUGGCAAAGCCUUUAAGUGGUAUUCAUAUCUUUCUCAACAUCAGAGAAUUCAUACUGGAGAGAAGCCUUACAAAUGUAGAGAAUGUGGCAAAGCCUUUAAGCGGCAUUCCAAUCUUACUCGACAUCAGAGAAUUCAUACUGGAGAGAAGCCUUACAAAUGUAGAGAAUGUGGCAAAGCCUUUAAGCAGCAUUCCAAUCUUUCUCAACAUCAGAGAAUUCAUACUGGAGAGAAGCCUUGUAAAUAUAGAGAAUGUGACAAAGCCUUUAGCGCGAACUCAAAAGUUACUCAACAUCAAUAGAUUUCAAAAUGGUUAGAAACUUACAGAUAAACUUACAGAAUAUGGUUAAGCCUUUAACGUGUAUUAAAGCCUUACUUUACAUCAGGAAGUUCAUACCAGAGAGAAGCCUUAUAAAUGAAGAGAGUGUGGCAAACCUUUGAAACAGUGCUUAAAAUUUAUUCAACAUCAGAGACUUCAUACUGGUGUGAAGAGUUACAGACGUAGACAGUGUGGCAAAGUCUUUACCCAGUGUUCAAUCUUUACUACUCAACAUCAGAGAAUUCAUACAGGAGAGAAGCCUAUUAAAUGCACCUAAUAUUUCAAAGCCUAUAAUCAGCAUUCAUAUCUUACUUUACAUUAGUCAAUUCAAACUGGAGAGAAACCUUACCUAUGAAGAUACUAUGGCCAAACCUUUAGUCUCAAGCCUUACUCAAAUAUGGUAAUGUAUUCUAGAGACAAACAAUAAUGAUAUAAAGAAUGUGGCAAACAGUAAUGCUUAAGUCACAUUAAAUAUGAGAGAAUUCAUACAAGAGAAAAGCCUUACAAAUAUAGAGAAAAGGGCAAAUACUUUACCCAGAGCUGAAUUUCAGAGAAUUCAUGUUGGAGAAAAACAAUACAAUAUAAGUAAUGUUGCAAAUCCUUUAAUUAUUGCUGAGGCAUCACUCAAUGUCAAAGAGUUCAUGCUGAAGGGAAGCCUUGCAAUGUAAAGAAUUUGUCAAAGCUGAUAUUCAGUAUUUGCCUCUUAAUUGGCAGAUAAGAAUUCAUAGUGGCUAAAACCUUAAAACUAAAGAAUGUGGCAAACACUGGAGCUGGACAUACAGCCUUAUGCAACAUCAGAGAAGGCAUACUGGAGAGUCAUUGUAUAUUUGUAACAAAUGUUGAAACACCUUUCAACAAAAUAAGCAUUUCCAGAAUCCCCACAGAAUUCAUGCAUGAAAGUGACUUUAAAGAUGUAAAAAUAUGUGGAAGUAUACAAGGUCGUACUAUUAAGUUUGUGAGCUCAUCUUAGAAAAAGUGCUACAUUCGUCAUUGCUGAAUAUUACUAUGGUCACCUUUGAA
Molecule: messenger RNA, 3098 nt
Organism: Rhinolophus ferrumequinum (greater horseshoe bat)
Lineage: Eukaryota; Metazoa; Chordata; Mammalia; Chiroptera; Rhinolophidae
Product: zinc finger protein 665-like
Exons: 5
Coding region: 171-2060 (629 amino acids)
Biological process (GO): regulation of DNA-templated transcription
Molecular function (GO): DNA-binding transcription factor activity, RNA polymerase II-specific; RNA polymerase II cis-regulatory region sequence-specific DNA binding
Source: RefSeq, a predicted model, not a curated record